AUGAGGGGGGAUGCUCAUGGCCAUGAACGUUUGAGGUCGCACGAACAGCCGGCGGGAUCACAUGUUUCGGGUCGCGAUGCACUCGCACUCAAUACAACGCUUGCCCUCGCGAACGCAGGGGAGGGGGAGCAGGGGAAGCCGGACAAGGAGGAGGGCUCGAGCUCUGACCGCGAUGAGGACGCCCCUGUAAACGCGACGCAGGGUCUAGGUGCCAAGAAGGCGCGGGAGGAGGCCGACGAGGCAGAGGGACAGGGUCGCGGACAGGACGAAGGGGACGCUGCGGAGGAUGACCAGCGCGGUGAUUUGGAGCUGGAGGGUUCGGAAGAACUGGAGGGGGAAGAGGACGACGAAGAGGAUGAGGAAGAGGAGGAAGCAGUGGAGGAAACCCUCGCGACCAACAAUGCCGGGCGGGCGGCGAGCGCGGUCGUGGGUGCAGGGAAGAGUAUUCGUGGUCUGCAGGCUGUGCUGUCCCCCCAUCACGGUAGCGCGACCCCGUCUACAGAGUAUGCGGGCAAGAGUCCGGUCGCCGGCAAGCGUAAACACUCGGAGCUGGUGAAGAUGGAUCCUGCUAAGCUGGCCGCGGAGAUCCUCCGCUUGGACGAGCAGGUGAAAAAUCAGAAGCGCAAGCUGGACGAGGUCGUGUCCGCAAAGCCAGGCACAGAACACGCGGUGGUGAUCACGCAGAGCUACGACGAGCUCGUGGCUACGGUGGAGAAGGCGCUGCUUCACGUGCAGAACACGGAACGGGUGAUGCGCAGGGAAGCCAAGCUGGCCGCGAAGGACAGGGCGGAGAAUCGCGACAUGCGGGAGGUGCUGAAACGCGCUGCUGUCCGCUUGGAAGAUUGCGCGGCUAGCAUGAAGGGGGUGGUUGUGGACUCCAUGGAGAACGCCCAGAAGAAGCUGACGGAUGAGGUCGCCCGUAAGAUCGACGGCGCGUCAUCCAACAUCGCAGGAACCGCCGAGAAAGCGAUCACCACAAGCGGCGUCACCAACUCUCUCAACAUCAUCAUCGCGAUGCUUUCCGGGCGUGACGCACCGCGACUAGUCACCGAUGGGCCGCAGGGGAAGGAGUCACACGAGGUCGCGGAGAAAGAGGCAGGGAAGAGGGUCGCGGAGAAAGAAACGGUGAAGAGGGAGACAGGGAAGAAGGCUGCGGACAAGGACACAGGUAAGAGGGUCGCGGACAAGGACACAGGGAAGGGUGAGAGCAGCAGGGGAGGGAAGCGGCAGAAAGGUCCCGUGGCGACUAGCGUCACAGAUCUCCUUAAGAUAGGGGGCGCGGUCGUCGUGCGUGCAGCGGGAACCACCAGGGUGGAUGCGGCUGCCGGACCACCGCCUGCCCCCUCGGCGGUUGAAGCUGCUAAAGGCAAGGGCAAGGUCGAGGACGCCCCGCCAAACACCACCCCCACCACCACCGCCAACACGACCGCGACAGUGCCCGCGGCUGGUAACACCUCCGCGGUCGCUGAUGGACAGCCUGGACCCAGCUCCAUCGCCCCUGCAAUCCCCCCCUCUGCAGAUGUGAAGGCGAAGAAUCAGGGCCGCAGUGGUUGUAAGCCGCCUCCGGCCGCGUUGAAGGCGGAACACGAGGACGACGACGACUCGGACGAGAAUGAUGUUGUUGAGCUGGUGUGGCAGAGGUUCAUGGGGCCAAGCGACACCAGCGGCACUAGCGGCAAGCGCAAGGGCUGUGGUAUCCACCCUCCGCCCAGGGGUGGAGAGGGGAUGGUGGGCGAACCGUGGCUGGGGGGGAGGCGUCGCUGGCUGGGACAUCACUCACUCCAGGAGGUGCAGUACCUGACCGCGAUCGCGGUCAUGUGUUACGACAAGAAGACUGACCCCGGCCUCAAGCUGACUGCGCAGCAGAGGAGUGAGUGGGCCGAGGACAUCUCCGCGGCCGGGACGAUGUGCACCGGGCUAUUCGCCACCAUGCACCUCCGCAACCUUUGCGGCAAUGUUGACAGGUACCACCACAUGUUCAAGGCCUACCGCGACUUCACCCGUCCCGGUUCCACCCUCGGUAACGCGGUCGCUUGGGCAGCCGCGGUGGGAAAGGAGGCUGCAGACGAGGAGCCCGAUGUCACCGGGGACCAAGUGGGCCUGUUUGCUGGCGCGGUCGCGUGGUGGUAG
Molecule: messenger RNA, 2130 nt
Organism: Closterium sp. Naga37s-1
Lineage: Eukaryota; Viridiplantae; Streptophyta; Zygnematophyceae; Desmidiales; Closteriaceae
Source: the annotation of a GenBank genome assembly